Molecule: messenger RNA, 888 nt
Organism: Aspergillus ruber CBS 135680
Lineage: Eukaryota; Fungi; Ascomycota; Eurotiomycetes; Eurotiales; Aspergillaceae
Exons: 3
Coding region: 1-888 (295 amino acids)
Biological process (GO): negative regulation of DNA-templated transcription
Molecular function (GO): DNA-binding transcription factor activity
Source: RefSeq, a predicted model, not a curated record
AUGGCCGACGUGGCGUCCCUUCAGACAGAAGUUAAAGAAUUCAAGCUGCAGCUUGAAACGAUCCAAUCGAGCUUGCAGGUAGACCCAGACAACUCGGAACUUCAGAGUCUCAAAGCUGAGCUAGAAGAACUCAUAAACCUCACCGAAACCUCCAUCGCCGAACUCAAACCAUCCGCACCUCCAGCGCCAGCAGCAAAGCCUUCCCCGCCGCCUCCAACAAAAGAAAAGUGGUCGAAAGAGGAUCACCCAGCAUACCAGGCUGGCUACCGUAAACCCACAAUCGAACAAGCAGAAGAACCACCAGCGCCGGCGUCGUUUUCAGUCAACGAGAAUGUUUUGGCUCGCUGGGUGUCGGGUGACAAUUCUUUUUACCCUGCGCGCAUUACCUCUAUUACAGGCUCUACUAGCAACCCCGUUUACAUUGUUUCCUUCAAGACCUACGCCACAGUGGAAUCCUUAAGCGCCAAAGACCUUAAACCCAUCUCCAACAAUGACUCGCGAAAGCGCAAGGCUGAUGCAAGCUCAGGAAACUUCUCCUCACAGUCGCCUGUGUUACAACCAGCAAACUCGAGCGUGAUCUCCGCCGCGGCAGACAUCAACCCCGCGCUGGCCAACCAGGCUCGCAAAGAACCGAGUAAGGUCGGCGAUGGGCCUGCUCGUCCCGCCAAGGUGCCCCGAAAGGUCAAGGCGACUCGUGAGCUAGAGGAGGGGAAAAACAAAUGGAAGGACUUUGCCAACAAGAGCAAGAUUGGGAAGAAGGACAGUAUGUUCCGAACCGGUGAAAGCGUAAAUGCGCGAGUGGGUUUUACUGGGUCCGGCCAGUCAAUGCGCAAGGAGCCCGGCAGAUCGCGGCAUGUCUACAGACAGCUUGAGGACGAGGGAUAUUGA